Fusarium mangiferae is the source of this 822-nucleotide messenger RNA. RefSeq lists its product as uncharacterized. NCBI's taxonomy places the organism in Eukaryota, Fungi, Ascomycota, Sordariomycetes, Hypocreales, Nectriaceae. The record is from RefSeq and is a predicted model, not a curated record. Bases 1 to 822 code for a protein of 273 amino acids. Gene Ontology annotation, molecular function: nucleic acid binding; zinc ion binding. The transcript is spliced from 2 exons.
AUGACAUUGUUGAUUCGACCUGACAACGCUGAAGAGUCCAAGGGUGGAAACAGCAUCUCAAACCCCGCCAAUGCCAAGGCCAACUUCACGGUGCAGCUCGUCGUCCAGCUCUAUCGAGAUGCAGCUCUCGUCGACGCUCGUGACUUCUCCAAGCGCGCGUCUGUUCUCAUCCUGGCUCCAUACAAAGAACAGAAACGUCUGUAUGAUCUCUUGCUGCGACAAUUGACCGAGGCCGAAGUCCCUAAGGAUCUGGUUGAAGUCCAAACUGUUGACGACUCACCCAGUCAUGAAGCGGAUGUCGUCAUCCUCGACUUGAGGACUCCCCUUGAGUGGCCCUUGAACCACCUCGUUGCUUUCCUCGAGGAACGAAGUGCAGUCAUCGAUCUCAGGGACCGCUGCCGUUGGUACUUUAUGUGCAAGAACUGCUGUCAGCCCGGUCACAUCGCUACCGAGUGCAAAUUCAAGCCGAAGUGUGUUCGGUGCGAUGGAGCAUCCCAUGCGACUCGCAACUGUCCUCGCGCGGAGGAGGACGCGAUCUCGACAUCCGCAUCCGAACCGAUCACUGCUGACGAUGGCAUUCAGCGAGAUGUUCUCAACCCUCCACGUGUCAACUUCUCCGACUCGAAGCGAUCCAAGAAGAACAGCACCACUCGUGAGGAAGCGUUUGCUAGGCCCGACAAACACAAGGACGCUAUGCGCAAGGCCUUUCGCAAUGCUAUGCGAGGGCUUCGUAAGGUCAAGAAGGACCAAGACGUCCAGGAUGCUGAGACUGACGAGCAUGAUCAGGCGGGCGACGAUGGAGCUGACGAUGGUGUCUGGUAA